AUGAACGGUUAUAGUGUAAAACAACGUGUGCGUACAAUUACAUUUUAUUACCAAAAUCAGUGCUCCGUUAGAGAAACUUUCCACGAUUUUUAUCCUCGACACAACCGUCCUGCUGAGUCGACUAUUCGACGUUUGGUAGCCAAAUUCGAGUCAACUGGUUCAAUAAAUUAUCAGCCAACACCCAUACGUCAACGAAAUGCAAGAUCCAUUGAGGACAUCGCUGCUGUGCGUGAUAGUGUACGGGAAAACCCAAGACAGUCAGUUUCUCGUCUUUCACAAGAACUUGGGCUUUCUGCUACUUUAACUUGUCGAAUUUCGAGUCAAGACUUGAGUCUGCAUAAGUAUAAAAUCCAACAAACACAAGCACUUAAGGUAAACGACCAUACACAACGCCGUGUAUUCGCUGAUUGGGUUCUGGGGCAGUUAGCAGUUGAUCCAAACUUCGAUCAAAAAAAUCAGUCACUGUUUGCUGCAGAUUUUGGUCUGGCGGAAUCAUUGGUCCGUACUUCUUUCAAAACGAAACAGGCUUUACCAUAA
Molecule: messenger RNA, 537 nt
Organism: Macrosiphum euphorbiae (potato aphid)
Lineage: Eukaryota; Metazoa; Arthropoda; Insecta; Hemiptera; Aphididae
Source: the annotation of a GenBank genome assembly